AACUUCCCCCUCUGACCAAGAUGGCGUCUCUUAGAAAGGAGUGUUAGCAGAGGGUCUUUGUAGUGUUAGAAAGAGGUAAAAUGUGUAAAGUCCAGAUGCUGAGAGCGUUGGUGGAGCAGCGACUAACUGCGGCUGCUGAAGAGAUAUUUGGGCUGUUUGAAAGAACGAUAGCAGAGUACGAGGAGGAACUUUGUCGUUCAAAAGAGGAGAACGAGCGACAACGGGAACUACUGGACGCUGUUUUCAACCCUCAGCUCCGGGUCCACAGAGCAGAUGUCCAGCAUCUGUCAAUGGUAAAAGAAGAGGUUCCCCCUGAGCAGCAGGAGUGUAGCUGCCGUGUGGACCAGCAGGAGCCAGAGGCCCCUCCACACAUUAAAGAGGAAUGGGAGGAACUGUGUAUCAGUCAGGAGGGAGAGCAGCACCAAGGGCUGGAGGAGGCUGAAAACACCAAGUUCCCUUUCACUUUUGUCUCUGUGAAGAGUGAAGAUGAUGAAGAGGAAGCUCAGUCCUCACAGCUUCAUCAAAGACAAACUCAACACAUAGAAACAGAAGCUGAUGGAGAUGACUGUGGAGGACCAGAACCAGCCAGGAACUCACAUCUAGAGACUGGAGACUCUUCUGAACCUGAGACUGAUGACCGUGCUGAUUGGAAGGAGACCAGAGAACCUCAGUCGGCUUUAAACGUUUUGAAACAUGAUUCAACAUUUAAGAAAACCUUUAGCUGCUCGGAGUCUGGGAGAAGAUUUGGCCGCAAGCAACAUCUCCAGACACACAUGAGAACUCAUACAGGAGAGAAACCUUUCAGCUGCUCAAUCUGUAAAAAAUCUUUUACAGUGAGAGGAAGCUUGAAACAACACAUGCGAAUCCACACAGGGCAGAUGCCAUAUAGCUGCUCUGAGUGUGGAAAAAGAUUUAACCACAUCUCAAAUCUGAAGAGUCACUUGAGAACUCAUACAGGAGAGAAGCCCUUCUGCUGCUCAGUUUGUGAUCAGAGAUAUGGCCACAAGACAGACCUGAAGAGACACAUGAUGACUCACACAGGAGAGAAACCAUUCGGCUGCUCAGUUUGUGAUCAACGAUUUUGCUACAAUACACUCCUGAAGAGCCACAUGAUAACUCACACAGGAGAGAAAGCAUUCAGCUGCUCAGGUUGUAAUCAAAGCUUUGGCCGCAAAACAUAUCUGAACAGACACAUGAAAACUCACACAGGAGAGAAACCAUUCAGCUGCUCAGUUUGUGAUCAAAGAUUUGGUCAAAGGUCACACCUGAAGAGACACAUGUUAACUCAUACAGGAGAGAAAGCUUUCAGCUGCUCUGUCUGUAAGAAAUCUUUUAGACGUAGCAGCCAUUUACAAUAUCACAUGAAACAACACACAGGAGAGGAACCGUCUACUUCCUGUGUUAGUGACAUCACAAAGCAGCAGGAUUGGAGCUCUAGUGUGGACCAGGAGCAACCAGAGAAUCUCAGCCAGGUUGGAACUCUCUGAAACAUAGAAAUAAAAUGGAUGGAAGGGCCAUUUUGAUUCAAAUCAA
Etheostoma cragini (Arkansas darter) is the source of this 1533-nucleotide messenger RNA. Its product is annotated as oocyte zinc finger protein XlCOF6.1-like. Gene Ontology annotation, biological process: regulation of transcription by RNA polymerase II. The record is from RefSeq and is a predicted model, not a curated record. Gene Ontology annotation, cellular component: nucleus. The coding region runs from base 81 to 1487 and encodes 468 amino acids. The transcript is spliced from 2 exons. Lineage: Eukaryota; Metazoa; Chordata; Actinopteri; Perciformes; Percidae. Gene Ontology annotation, molecular function: DNA-binding transcription factor activity, RNA polymerase II-specific; RNA polymerase II cis-regulatory region sequence-specific DNA binding.